Sebastes umbrosus (honeycomb rockfish) is the source of this 2758-nucleotide messenger RNA. RefSeq names its product mucin-2-like. Lineage: Eukaryota; Metazoa; Chordata; Actinopteri; Perciformes; Sebastidae. The transcript is spliced from 2 exons. The record is from RefSeq and is a predicted model, not a curated record. Bases 1 to 2343 code for a protein of 780 amino acids.
AUGGAGCCAGCAUCCAGAAACCAGAUCUACAACUACCAGGCUGGGAAUACUGACUACACCAAACAAGGUACCACAUCUGGUCUUUUGACCACCACACCUGGGACUUCAAUAGCUGCUCCUAUCAUUACCACAUCUGUCCCACUUUCUACCACAUCUGCCCCUCUUAGUACCACAUCUGGUCUUUUUACCACCACACCUAGUACUUCAACAGCAGACCCUUUUACUACCACAUCUGGCCCACUUUCUACCAGAUCUGUCCCCCUUAGUACAACAUCUGGUCGUUUUACAACCACACCUGGUACUUCAACAUCUGGCCCUUUUACAACUACAUCUGUCCCACUUUCUACCACAUCUGGCCCUGCUACCACAUCUGCCCCUCUUAGUACCACAUCUGGCCCUGUAACAACUACAUCUGCUACUAUCACUACCACAUCUGGCCCACUUUCUACUACAUCUACCCCUCUUACUACCACAUCUGGCUCUCUUAGUACCACAUCUUGUCUUUUUACCACCACACCUGGCGCUUCGACAUCUGGCCCUUUAACUACCACAUCUGACCCUGCUACAACUACAUCUGUUCCUAUCACUACCACAUCUGUCACUUUUUCUACCACAUCUGCCCCUUUUAGUACCACAUCUGGCCCUGCUACUACCACAUCUGCCCCUCUUAGUACCACAUCUGGCCUUUUUACCACCACGCCUGCCACUUCAACAGCUGACCCUUUUACUACCACGUCUGUCCCACUUUCUACCACAUCUGGCCCUGCUACUACCACAUCUGCCCCUCUUAGUACCACAUCUGGACCUGCUACUACCACAUCUGCCCCUCUGAGUACCACAUCUGGUCUUUUUACCACCACGUCUUCCACUCCCAGUACAUCUGCCCCUCCCACAACUACAACUGUCUAUGGUACUACUCCCUCAACUACUGCUACUACCACUUUGAGCACUACUCCACCUACAACUGCAGAAACACCAACAACUACUAUACUACUAACAACCAAUCUCCCUCUGACCACAACAUCUGUCGUAUCAACUCCCACUGCAACACAUCCAACCACGAUUUUUCCUACAACUACUAAACCCCAAACUACUACCAUUCCACCAACAACUACAGUCCCCACAACAACCACCAAAACUACAAGUGCUAUAACAACUACUUCCACUACAACAACCAUAACAACAACAACAACCACAACCACAACCACAACCACCACCACAAAGAAGAAAGAUGAGGAUAAAGACAAAAACGAAAGUGACCAGGGGAAUGAAGGAAGACCAGAUGGAGAUCUAGUACCAUCAUUACCUAUUCCAGGCAGCGGUUCGUUUCUCGGGGGUCUAGGAGCUGGUUUAACAGGAUUAUUUACUGGAACUGGUGGUGCACUUUCAGGAAUGGUACCAUUUUUUGCAGCACUGGGGGGAACAGGAAUUAUCCCUUCAAUCAAUCUACCUCCUGUCAACAUUGCUCCUACUCCUCAUCCAAACAACGAACACCCUAUUUCCACUGCUGCUCCUAAAACUACCACAACUCUUACGUCUGUUAUAACUCCUGUAAUUCCACCUAAGGUUAUUGCUACUGUUGCUGCUGCCACCUCCACAGGUCCUCCAGACAGUAAGUCUGUUGAACCAACAAGUCCUCACAAAACUACUACCAUUCCAGAAAAGGCCAUUACUAUUCAUCCAGCAAGUACUACCCAACAAUCAUCUACCAUUGCAUUGACUCUUCCAACAACUACAAUGCCCCAAACAACAUCUGCAAACUCUGCUGUGGCUGUUACAUUAACCCCGUCUGUCGUUGCAGCCACAGCUAUGACUCAAACAGCAGACGAAAGCACUUCUACCAAACCUUCGCCAGCUACUACAGUUUCUGCUAUGCCUCAAACUGCCACCACCACUUUCAGUGGCAUUACUGUCACUUCAAACUCAACUGAUCCUCAGCUUACAUUACCACCAGCUACUGCUAACCUAGCAAAGAUGACUACUGAGCCAUCAACCUCUCCAACAUCUCCGAAUAGUUUGCCUGUUUCUUCAAGCAUUUUUUCUCCUAAUCAAACUGGCACAGCUGCCUUUCCAACCACGAAUACUUCUCAUCCAACAUUCAGUGUUUCUCAGUCAAACUCCACUAGUCCUUCAACUUCAAUAGCUCAUCACAUCGUCUCCACUCAUAGUCCGCCUUCCCCUUCAGCUCCUCCUCAAACCUCGAGCCCUCCAGCUGUGUUUAACCCUCCUUUUCCUCUUUCAAAUUCCUCCAUCCUGUGUCCCACACAAAUAUCUAUCUCUCACUAUUACCAGAAUGUCCUUGCCUACUACCAAGUGUUAUACCAACACCAGAAUAACAACUAGCCGGUGUUUUGUCCUCUAGUGUUCAUACUCGGCUUUACAUCUCAAGCAAGCAAUGAUGGUACUAACUCUCAGUUGAACAUGUGGCAUCUAUUCUUAUAAAAUGAAUCCAGGCAUGGAUAUAAAUUCAAAUACUAAUAAGAAAAUUCAAAAUACAUCUCUUUACUAAUAAAAAUGGUUGUGUAUUCAGCAAAAAUAUGACUUUGUAUAACAAAACAAAAACAAACCCUACCCUACUUUAUACAGAGCUGUUUUUUAAUUGAGCGUCCUAUAUAGCUUCAGAUAGUGGACAUGGUCUAAUUAGAUGAUUUAAUUUUCCUCUUCAGUGUGUUUUUGAAUGCAUUUCUUUGUGUUAUGUGCAGCAUUUUGAAUUGUCUUUGUGCUGGAAAUGUGCUAUGCAAAUAUACUUGCCUUGCCU